AUGCUCGAUCCAUUCUUCUCUGCACCAGAGAUAUUUGUGACGAAAGGAAAGGUUUUAUCCGAUUUUCUAAACUUACAGAGUUUGCCUUUCCAUUUACAUGAAAUUAUUGUUGCAUUUUGUUUUUACACCUUCAUCGAUACCUAUGGCUCGCACAUUAUCUCAUCCCAACUCUUCCCAAAUAUCUAUCCAUCUCUUGCACCUCGGAGUAAGGUGAACUGGAACAUUCAUGUCGUCUCAUUCGUUCAAUCCACUUUGAUAUGUACAUUAGCCUUAUGGGUGCAAUGGACAGAUGAAGAACGAUGGAAUAUGGACUGGACGGGUAGAAUAUGGGGGUAUACCGGAGCUCAAGCUCUUGUCCAAGCUUUUGCCAUGGGAUAUUUCUUAUGGGAUUUGAUGGCUAGUGUUGUACAUUUAGAUGUUCUUGGUUUGAGCUCAUUGAUACAUGCUGUUUGUGCGUUUUUGGUAGUUGGCAUUGGUUUCAGACCAUUUGCGAAUUAUUACGGCCUUAACUUCGUUCUCUACGAGCUCUCUACUCCAUUCCUCAAUAUUCACUGGUUCUUUGAUAAACUCAAUAUGACGGGUUCCCGAGCCCAACUUUACAACGGCAUUGUUUUGAUAUUCACAUUUUUCUCAUGUCGUCUCGCAUGGGGUGUAUAUCAAUCAGCAAGACUCUACCAAGAUAUAUGGAAGGUUUAUCAUGCUCCAAACACUGGAAUAUCCAUCCCCGAAUUCGCAGUCCCUGGAGAUCCCGAAUGGGAACUCUUCAGAUCUUCCGUAUCUUCUGAAGACUUGGCAUUGCCAAUGUGGCUAGCUUUGGGUUAUCUAGGAACAAAUACCAUGUUAACACUAUUGAAUUUCUAUUGGUUUAAACAAAUGAUUUCGGCGGUAUCGAAAAGAUUUUCUACCAAAGAGAAAAUCUCAAAAGCGGAUAAAUCAAAGUAG
Molecule: messenger RNA, 942 nt
Organism: Sclerotinia sclerotiorum 1980 UF-70
Lineage: Eukaryota; Fungi; Ascomycota; Leotiomycetes; Helotiales; Sclerotiniaceae
Exons: 2
Coding region: 1-942 (313 amino acids)
Biological process (GO): lipid homeostasis
Cellular component (GO): endoplasmic reticulum; membrane
Source: RefSeq, a predicted model, not a curated record